Molecule: messenger RNA, 2026 nt
Organism: Selaginella moellendorffii
Lineage: Eukaryota; Viridiplantae; Streptophyta; Lycopodiopsida; Selaginellales; Selaginellaceae
Product: pre-mRNA-processing factor 39
Exons: 12
Coding region: 124-1887 (587 amino acids)
Biological process (GO): RNA processing; mRNA 5'-splice site recognition
Cellular component (GO): U2-type prespliceosome; U1 snRNP; commitment complex
Molecular function (GO): protein binding
Source: RefSeq, a predicted model, not a curated record
GUUUCCUCUGUGCUAUGGCUACUGGAAAAAAUACGCGGACCAUGAGAACCGGCUGGCAACGCCCGAGAAGACCAUCGAGGUUUACGAGAGGGCUGUGAAAGCCGUGACGCACUCAGUCGACAUAUGGGUGCACUACUGCUCCUUUGUUUCGGCGGCCAAGCCCGAAGAUCCAGAAGCGCUGAGGAGCUUUCAUCCUACUUUAAAUGUUUUUCUCCAGAGGGAAGGUUGGCGAAACGGUUUGAGCAUGGUUUUCCUUUUUUAGUUCGUCCUCGCAUUCAGUCUUUUCGUUUUUCUCAUGUUCUUAGUGGGCUGGUUGCUUUUCUCUUUGCUUCUUGGCAACAUACCUUCAAACUGGUGCCGUCGGCAAUCGCGGUGAACACCACUGGUGUUGUAGGAAGGUUGUUUGAGCGUGGACUCUCGCACGUCGGCACCGACUACCUGGCGCAUCAGCUUUGGGACAAGUACAUUGAUUUUGAGUAUUCUCAUUCGAACUGGGUAGGCAUCACUCAGUUGUAUACACGGAUUUUACAGAUAGCCCUUCAAGCUUUGGAUCGCUACUUCUCACACUUCAAGGAGUUAGCCAACAAUCGACCCAUAGCGGAACUGAAAGGUCCUGAAGAUAGCGCAGAAGCCGAUAAUACUGUUCCCGAGCAAAUAGAUAAAGCAGGAGCUGAUGAAACUGCAGAAGCCCCAAAGGAUCCAGAAGUUGAAAGGUUUAUUAGAAGAAGAGAGGAGCUAUAUAAAUCGACGAAGGAGUGGGAUGCAAAAAUUCGAGAGUAUGAAACCGCUAUAAGAAGGCCGUAUUUUCAUGUCAAGCCUCUAGAUGACUUGCAACUACUCAACUGGCAUCGCUAUUUGGAUUUUCUGGAAAAAGAAGGUGACUUUGACAAGAUAGUGAAGGCAUACGAGAGAUGUGUGAUCGCCUGUGCAAAUUAUCCGGAGUAUUGGAUUCGCUAUAUUCAUACAAUGGAAGCAAAAUCUCGAUCUGAGAUAGCUGAUGAUGCUUUGGAUCGCGCACUACACAUUUUUGUCAAGAGACGACCCGAGAUACAUAUCUACGCUGCUAGAUUUAAAGAACGCAGGGGAGAUGCUGCAGGCGCUCGAAAAGAGUAUAGCGUUCUCAGCUCUGAAAUAGCUCCCGGGCUUCUUGAGGUUAUUUCUAAGCACGCAAAUUUUGAGAAAAGACAGGGGAAUAUUGACGGCGCUUGUGCCAUCUAUGAAUCUGCUUUGGAAGUGGAAAAAGCGAAGGAGGAAUCGAGAGUUUUGUCUUUCUUGUAUAUUCAAUAUAUCCGGUUCCUUUCUGAGGCCGGACUCUCAGAUAAAUCGAAGGAGAUCUUGGCCCUUGCAUUGGAGAAACUACCGAACUCCAAAGUUAUCUUGGAGGCUGCGAUCCAUUUUGAGACACUCUCUCCCGAGAAGGACAUACCAAAACUCGAGGCUAUCAUUGAACGUGCUAUACUCAGCAGCGGCUCGGACGCUGCUUUGCAAUCAUCUGAUCGUGAGGAGAUAUCGAGUUUAUUUCUUGAGUUUCUGGAUUCUUAUGGGACUGUAGAAGACUGUAAGAGGGCUGAGCUGCGGCAUCGACAGGCAUUCUUGUACUCGAGGUCCAGCGAUUCCAAGAAGCGCUCGUCACUGGACAGCGCCGUCUCUGAUCGGAGCAAGCUCGUCAAGACCGGUUCCAACGCCGUCGCUGGUUAUACCAAUGGACAAGCGCAGUGGAGCUACCAAAACUGGCAGCAACCUCAACAACAAUGGAGCCAAGCAUACCCGGCUACGGACUAUAACUAUAGCAGCUAUCCCCAGCAGCCGCAAACGGCACAAAGCUACGCUGGGUACCCUCAAGCUUAUCAGCAACAAGAUGGAAAUUGGACUGCUUCAGCGUGGUAAUAGAGAACUACUUAGGAGUGGGAAGACGAUCUUAUUUUUCUCUCUUUUGGAGGACCCUUGAAAGCACGUAAAAUGUAACGAAAACGUUUUGAGGUUAGCUUCAUAUAUAUUAAGUGCUUACUAUCGUUUGAAUCGAGAA